Bolinopsis microptera is the source of this 1774-nucleotide messenger RNA. RefSeq names its product protein tyrosine phosphatase type IVA 3-like. Bases 1 to 483 code for a protein of 160 amino acids. Gene Ontology annotation, biological process: protein dephosphorylation. The record is from RefSeq and is a predicted model, not a curated record. The transcript has a single exon. Gene Ontology annotation, cellular component: nucleus; cytoplasm. Lineage: Eukaryota; Metazoa; Ctenophora; Tentaculata; Lobata; Bolinopsidae. Gene Ontology annotation, molecular function: protein tyrosine phosphatase activity.
AUGAUGAAAGUAGGCCCCAGCGAGAUUGUCCACCGAAACAUGCGGUUUGUCAUCACUGACAGGCCCACCCGUUCCAACGUCAAGCAGUACAUCCAGCAGCUCAAGAAACACAACACCUCCAUGGUGGUCCGUGUGUGUGAACCGACUUACGACGAUCAGGCGUUUGAGAAAGAGGGUAUCAUUGUUCGGGAGCUAAGUUUUGAGGAUGGAGCGGAACCCCCCGCCACCAUCAUCAAGGAUUGGCUGAUCCUGGUUAAGAAGAUGUUCUCCGACAAGCCCCAAACAGCAGUGGCCGUGCACUGCGUGGCUGGUCUGGGCAGGGCCCCUGUUCUCGUUGCUAUUGCUCUGAUUGACGGUGGUAUGCGGUAUGAGGAUGCAGUGGAGUUUAUUAGGCGACACCGCAAGGGAGCGAUCAAUGGCAAGCAGCUAGAGUUCCUGGAACGGUACAAGGCAGCCAGCAAGAAGGGGUGCAGUGUCAUGUAGCUUUCAUGGUGUGUCUGUGUGUCUGUGUGUCCGGCUGAGAACAACUGCAAUUUCAUGGAACGUUGAAUUACAAAACUUAUACGAUCAAGGUGUAAUCUGUGAUUGGGUAUUCUUCUUGUGGUGAUUAACGAGCAAUAUCUGUUAUUCGUGUUUACUUGUAGUAGUACCGAGCAAACUUGCCGGAGCAAGCUCUACUAUUAGAUCAGGCGGUGAUAGGUACAUUUUAUUUGGAGAUACAAACACGGUUAUGUAAUCCGAAAUUGGGCGCCGUGUUGUUAAAUUGUUCUAAUUAUUAGACGAUGAUUGAUAAUAAUUAAUUAUGAAAUAUUUGUUCCUUAACUUUCUUCAUGUCUAAGCUUGUACGCUUUAUUUAAUCUUUUCAAGUUGCAUAAAACUCCCGGGAUGGGAGAAGAGUUUGGUGCAAUUAUUUGGCCUCUUUUGAUCUCAGAACCCAAUACUGAAAUAUAUCACAAACAGGGUUGGCAUGCGACAAUUGAACGAGUGAGAGUGAAGUUUUGAAGGGUUCGUUUUGAGGAAUGAGAAAUGGCCACGGUUUGUAGAUUUUCGGCCAAUGUUGUAGCUGUGGGAGCUUUUUGAAAUUGUAAAUUAACUGGUUUAUGAUCGUACAUCUGAAAUAUAACUGGUAUUUAAUUAAUAAAAAGGUAUUAGCUCUGGCUUAGAAUUGAGAUGAAGGGGUUACUGUUUCCAUUGUAAAGAUAACUAUUCUUCACAAUGAUUAUGUGCUACUAAAUUAUCAUGUUUACCACCAUAAAAACCUUUUAUUACAAGUUUUAUUUAAUCAUUUUACUUUUAUCAACUGCAAGACUCUACCCAUCUCUUCUCGAAGUUCUAGCCUCAAAAUUUGUUACAGUUUGUACUGAUCUAUUUAUACAUCUGAUAUAUAAUGCUUGUAUGUGAUCUUAGAGCGUGAAACGAAAUGAGCUACACAUGAUGCUGUCUUGUUAGUCGACUUAUUUGAAUUUCUUUAUCUGAUUACCAAGGUCACGUACCAUCGUACAACAUGCACAACAAUGUGGUAAGUUAUAUUUCCAAAUCCGGUCACGUCCUGCCUGAUCGAGCGGUCGCAAUAAAUUAAAUUGUACUCCGGUCAGGAGUUUCUAUUUUAAGCAAGUGGACAACGUUUCGUUUUCAAAAACUAAGAUUCUUUAUGAAUACUCAUAUCAUAAACAGAAUUUAAUGACACCGCUGUGUUUUCUUCCUUUUGAUAGGAUAUUGAUAUCGUACAUGAUAUAUUAUGUCAUAUAUCUGAUGUCAUUUGAUUUUAAACCAA